CCGCGGCCAACGUUCAUACCUCCUUAUCCGGAACUAAGCAACCUUAUCUCGUGGAGCCCUGACGCUUUAGCCGUUGCUCCCUAUGCAAUGGAUUCCUGCGUGCGAGCCUCGUCUUCCAGUACAGUGUAACAUGGCUCCACAGCAUUCAUUUCCCGGAGUAUUCCUGCUCGCAUUGUGUGUGUGCUUUGUGCAUUGUGACAUAUCGCUCGUGAAGAACGGCUACAAAGGCAUUGUCGUGGCGCUGUCUCCUAGUGUUCAAGUGGAAGACGCCCAAGCCGUCUUCACGUCCCUCCAGAACGUUUUUAGUAGUGCCUCUCGUGCUGUGUUCGACAAGCUAGAGAAACGCGCUUUCUUCGAAGAAAUCACUUUGCUAUUACCGAAGGGAUCGAAGUUCGAAGAGCAACUCAACCUCAGUGACGUAUCGUAUACGAUUUCAAGCAGGCCUAGCUAUGAUUCAGCGCACUUCGUCAUCGAGACUCAAGGUGUGUUUGGACAGAAUCCGUACACGCUGCAGUUCGGUCCAUGUGGAACUCAAGGUCUGAGAGCUAUAGUUCCGCUGCCUUUGCUCAACGCGAAUAACGGCGACGUUCUCGCUGAAGAGUGGAUUCGCUAUCGCUACGGAGUCUUCAGCACGGAGCAGUUUCCAGGUGACCCUCUGUACUCCCAAGGCGUGCCGUCAAAGCAGGAUGUCUUGUGUGGCUCUAGCGUUCGCGAUGUUAUCUUCCGGUCUGAGGACUUCAAGGACAUCAAUCUAGCCGGCGAGUCGCAAUGGAAACAACCAGCCUUCAAAAUUGUAAAGGAAGCUCCACUGAGAUUUGUAGUGGCUUGGGACGUUGUGGAUGUCAACAAAGUAGAUACUCCGGAAGUGAAGAACACUCGAUACGCUGUCCAGAAAUUUGUCUCUGUUAUGGUUCCAAACGACGCAUCUGGUGCCAUGAUUUACUUUGGAGACACUAAAGUUGAUGGCCAAGAUAGCUUGAGACCUAUGGACACUGGAGGGAGAGAUUUUUUUGUCGCGUACUUCCCAGCAUCCUCUACAGGACCGUCCUACUUACCGGAUGCAUUAAGUAAAGCGAAAAGUAUGUUGGAAGAACAAGGUAAAUCAACGGUUCCCGCAACAGGUGGCACCAUACUCGUCAUAACCGAAAGGAAUAUUUCCGAUGAGGUGUACCCCAAAGCUAAGGAGGCCCUGCAAAACACUGAUAUCACCCUUCACGCGUUGCUUCUUCCAAAGUAUGGUGGCGACGAUACUUUAGAACGUCUGACAACCGAAUUUGGCGGGAAAACGGUUUACGUGCCAGUGAUGGGUGAGGCCCUGUCUUUGGCCACCCAGGCCGACAGCAUAGCUAGCAUUGUUCUGCAAGGCACGGAUUCAUCGCACACCGUGGUAUUACAAAAUGAAAUUAAAAAUGGUCUGCAAGCUGGAGAAGAUUGGGAACUACCAAUAGAGCUCGAUUUAAAACGCGCAACGACACUUACAGUUGAAAUAACAAAGAAAAGUAUGGACAGUCGAUUCAACAACCUGGUUCAGUUGUCGUCGCCAAAUAAUGAAACAACGUACAGCUCAAGAAGUCAAGAAUUUAAAUUCAGCAACGAUUUCUUCCGCCGCUGGUUCGACAUACCGGACCCAUCGCCAGGAACAUGGACACUGAAAUUACAAUCUUCAGCUCAAGUCUACGAUGACCCUUUGAUGAUCACUGCAAAGGCCAAGACGAGCGAUCACGGAGAGGCUAUUGGAGUCAAUGUAUGGACUAGCGAGACGUCCGACAUCGUUAACUCAUCUCAACCGCUGAUAAUUUACGCUGAAGUUCGAAAAGGCGCCGCGCCCAUAAGAGGCGCUGUGGUCGAAGCCACAGUGAGGACACCUGGAGGUGAUGCCAAAUUUGAACUGGUUGAUAACGGGAGGGGAGACCCGGAUGUUACGGAAGGGGACGGCAUCUAUACUCGCUACUUUACGGCCUUCUCCACCAGGGGACAUUAUACGCUCAGUGUUUUUGUGAAGGGCACUGAUCUUACCCAGCUGGUUCCAACGCGACCAGACGGUGACGGUCUCCAAUGCUGCGGCAGUGAGUUUCCAAAGGAACCGGCAGAGAAGACAGGUGCCUUCAGACGGUACUCCCAAUACGGCUCCUUCGUCACGUUGAAAGACCGUCCUGAGGGCGACAUAUUCCCACCCAGUCGCGUGACAGACUUAGUGGUGAAGCACAUCGACUCCGGUAACAUGCGUGUCACCCUACAGUGGACAGCACCGGGAAAUGACUUGGACAGCGGCAGAGCAGAUGCUUACGAGAUCCGCUACUUCGACAGGGAAGUCCAAUUCAACGAAGAAUUUGAAACGGCAGGGAAGUUGAUAGGGAAGUUCGACGUGGACGGCCUUACUGACCCUCCGAAAGAGUACGGUCAGUUAGAAACGGCCACCGUGUUUAACUUGAAGUGUAAGCGGAAACCCGACAGCUGCUACUUCGCGUUGCGAGCUAAGGACAAACUCAAUUACGGGUCAGUCUCCAACAUUGUGAGUGCACAAUUUGAUGCGAUUCCCACGACGACGGGUGUCGACGGGGGAGGCGUCGUCACCCCAGAUCCUUCUGCGAUCGACGGAGUGUACGUGGAGAACAGACGUGGAGGAUCGUAUCUAGGUCUCGUCAUCGGUAUACCGGUCGCUCUGAUUAUCCUGAUCAUCAUCCUUGUGGUGAUAGGAAUAUGGUUCGUGACAAGAAGGAAAAGACGGGACAAAGAACCGCCAGCUAGGCAACGGUAUCCCGUGCCACAGCAAAACGGCAAAUCAAACGAUGCCGGCCCCACCGACCAGAACAAGAACGAGUAUGAGGACCCUUCCAUGCUGUCGACAAGCAUCAGCCCCGUCAACUCAUACUCGGCUGAAUAUCUUCUGGAAAGGUACGAGGAAGAAAAGAAGAGAAAGUCCAACAAAGCGGCGACUGCACCAGACAAAGAAGACCUGCCGGCCUCCUCCGACGAGUCAUCAGUGGGUAAAGCAAACACACACCCAAUAUGGUGGAUGCCAAAGGGACCGCAAGCACCGGACGAGAGUGACCAACCAGCUGCCGUGUACGCUACGGUGGACAAACCAAAAAAAGACAUAUCCCCGAGGAGAAUGCAAACGUUCGUUUGAUGGUGCAAGUGUCAGCUGAGUCGCCAUAUGUUGGUGAUAGUUUACAUACGCCAGCGAUUUGCUUGCUACAAUUGUCUGAUUGUACGAAUCGCCACUUGCAGAUGACUUGACAGAAAAGACGCCUUCGGUGCCUUGUCAGUUCCACAGGGGCCAGUGCGGAUGAUCGCUCUCUAGGCCUAUAUAAGCAAUGACUGAAACGCAGGAGGACCCGUGCUGUCAUUUGACCAUGAAGCGCCAAUAACAAGACGCGCACAGCCUUAUAGUAGCACAGUUCAUGUCUGUAUUAUAGCUCCCUCAAGUUGUCAUUUGUAAUGAUGGGUUUCGCUGACGUGUUUCAGGCUGCUACUCAAAUCACUUUCGAUAGAUCCAGAUGCUCUUGGUCGGAAGAGCAAAGACCAACCAGUGUGACCGAGCAUUAUACAUGCGCCAUACAUGUUUGAAGACAUGUUGGUCAUAGAACAAUGUAAUGACGGACGACGAUCGACGUUAAAGAGGUGGGUUCUGAAACGCCUAAGAAACAAUGACCUUCAAAUAACUCAGGAUAAAGGCGCUCACCCAGGUCAUAGACCUAGGCCUAAGUCCUGGUGUCAGCGCCUUUCCGCGAGCUAUUUGAAGACUGGUUUUCUGUUGGAAACGAGCAUGUUUCAUGCCUCCUCCCCGCUCUGAUCUCCGGCCACGAGACCGCUGGUUUUGCGAUGACUCGGUAUCAAGCAAACAUUCCGGAGCGCACGCAGUGCAUGUCCCACCCCUCUUCCGUGUUAUUCGGGAGGGUUUGUGCAUCUCUCCGUCAUUAAGAUGUGUGAAUGACUUCACCAAGAUAUUACGGGGCAUAAUGCAUGAAGGCGAAGUGCUCCCAGCAGUACUGGCUCUUCCACGAGCACAAGUCCUGGUGCAACGACGUAAGUAUGCCGACGGGAUAUGCCUUGCCUAACAUCAGACGGGGACAAGAAAAAGAAAGUUGGACGUGAUUGAUUAAUUGAUUGAGAAAUUUUAAAAAAAUGUGGAGAUGUGAGGCCCGACCAAGUCGCGUCAGGCUAAUCCAGUCAUGGCCCCUCGAUCGUAUACCGAGGGGCCGGGCUCCAUUACACGAGAAUAGAAAAUGAAGUGAAAGAACCAACCUCAAGAUGACCAAGAAGACACGAAGAGGCGUCCCUUACGACAUUCCUCUCAGUUUUAGCUGCUCAUGUGUUAAAAGCCAAAGAAAAAGAUUUGACUGAACAUGACCUGUAAUUGAACAUAACUUGGACUGCCUAGUGCUGACAAGUUUUUGUGCCCCCGAUGCUGCGAAGAGACACCUUAUUGGAUGUCACAGUAAGCCACAUAAGGUUACUUGGUAUUACAGCAGUGAUGAUGAUGACUGAUAUUUGUAUGGCGCACAAAAACUGUUGCACACACAGAGAGAAAGUAUGAUGAUGAUUAUGUGUGUGUGUGUGCAAUUCGCCGUGGACAACAACGCGCUUCUUGAACUUACUUGCUCGACCGGUACAUCGUGGAACUUAGAAACAUGCACACGUGAUAGUGCCUUACUUUGUUCAAAAUACGUAUAGCACUUUUGGAAUGUUGUCAAAUGUCAUAAUAAACCAUGUGCGAAUUUCGAUGAAA
Messenger RNA from Ornithodoros turicata, 4732 nucleotides. RefSeq names its product calcium-activated chloride channel regulator 2-like. Bases 83 to 3130 code for a protein of 1015 amino acids. The transcript has a single exon. Lineage: Eukaryota; Metazoa; Arthropoda; Arachnida; Ixodida; Argasidae. The record is from RefSeq and is a predicted model, not a curated record. Gene Ontology annotation, molecular function: protein binding.